AUGUAUCGUCAACGUGAUUUCGAUACCGAGAACGAUAUCGAGCUUUUAACGACCACGCUGUUUAUAUCGUUUUACCGUGUUGCAUUCGGUAAGGAGCGGGCCCGUUCCGGUUACUCGUGUGGCGAGGUUGCCGCGGCCACUGGCUUUAGAGGGCGUAAAAAACCAGUUGCGCGAUUACAGACGACGGAGGCGAGAAAGUAUCCGUUUUCCAAUCUCCUCCCGCAGAGUCGCUCGACUUCUAUAAUUUCAACUGGUAAACGCAGAAACGAAUGA
Molecule: messenger RNA, 273 nt
Organism: Cinara cedri
Lineage: Eukaryota; Metazoa; Arthropoda; Insecta; Hemiptera; Aphididae
Source: the annotation of a GenBank genome assembly